AUGGGGAUGGGGACGUGUUUGGAUAUAGGAUGCACUUACUGCGGCCGUACUAAGGGGCAGUCAUGGCCCCUGACGUGGUGGCUGUUGGUCCUGAUGUCCAUCUCUCUAGCGAUGGGCCAAGGUCAGACUGUCAACACUUUCCAGUCAGAGAGGAGAGAGUGGACCCUGAACCACCUGACAGUGCACAAGACCACUGGUGUUCUCUACGUUGGUGCUGUGAACCGGAUCUACAAGCUGUCUGCUAACCUAACACUUCUGGUCUCCCACGACACAGGUCCUGAGUACGAUAACAACGCCUGCUACCCUCCUCUUAUAGUGCAGCCCUGCUCGGAACCCCUGGCAUCCACUGACAACAUUAACAAACUGCUGCUCAUAGACUACUCCCACAACCGCCUGCUGGCCUGUGGCAGCCUCUACCAGGGUGUCUGCAAGCUGAUGCGACAGGACGAUCUGUUUAUCCUGGUAGAGCCCACUCACAAGAAAGAGCAUUACCUCUCCAGUGUCAACCAGACAGGCACCAUGUAUGGGGUCAUCGUGCCCUCCUCGCAGGGCCAGGAUGGCACCCUGUUCAUCGGCACAGCCGUGGGUGGAAAGCAGGACUAUUUCCCCACCAUCUCCAGCCGUAAGCUGCCCCGUGACCCAGAGUCCUCUGCCAUGCUGGACUAUGAGCUCCACACUGACUUUGUCUCCUCUCUCAUUAAGAUCCCCUCUGACACGCUAGCUCUGGUCCCGCGCUUUGACAUCUACUACAUCUACGGCUUCGCCAGCGGGAACUUUGUCUACUUCCUUACCGUGCAGCCAGAGACCCCAGAGAACGGGAUGCCUGCUGGCAGUUCCCCUGGUGACCUGUUCUACACAACCCGCAUCAUACGCCUCUGCAAAGGGGACACAAAGUUCCACUCUUACGUGUCUUUGCCAGUGGGCUGUGUACACAAGGGAGAGGAGUAUCGCCUCCUACAGGCCGCCCACCUGUCUAAGGCAGGGAAGGUACUGGCCAGGUCCUUCAACAUCAGUGCCCAGGAUGACGUCCUCUUUGCUGUGUUCACCAAGGGCCAGAAGCAGUACCACAAGCCUCUGGACAACUCCGCCCUGUGUAUCUUUACCAUCCGAGACAUCAACGCCCGCAUUAAAGAGCGUCUGCAGUCCUGCUACCAGGGAGAGGGCAACCUGGAAUUACACUGGCUGCUUGGAAAGGAUGUGCAGUGCACCAAGGCGGUAGGUACCUGUAGCUAACACCCUGAAGAGGGCUGCAUCCAGUCCCUUCAUUAGCAUCCAGCUAGCCAGGGGCAAACCAGCAUUGGCUCCUCUGAUGUGGCAUACAGUCACAUUAUUCAGACAGUGGAGCUGACAGGUUAGAGAAUGUAAUAUUUAAAGCUCUUUGAAUACCCCACAGCCUUGAUUACACUAACAGUAGCUGAUAGGCAGAAAGGUAGACAGAAUCCCGCUGAAGAGUCCCAUUCAACGUUUUCAAUAUUCCUCAAGAGCAGCAGAGUAAGUUGGGGAGAUGAAUGUACAAGGCUAAUCAGAGGAGUUUUGUAUGUGACUUUGAUUCCAUUCAGAGGCUCCGGCUCAGGCUCUCUCUCUCUCUCUCUCUCUCUCUUUCUCUCUCACUCUCUCUCUUUCCAUUUGUGACUGUAAUUCUGUAUGAUAUGAGGCUGUCAGUGUUCAGAAAAAUGGUAACAAGGACAUCCAUCAAGGUUGUUAUUCAGCAACUCUCACCCAACUACUUUGAUUCCAAGAUCCUAUUUUGCUAAUAGUCACAUACUGCCUCUUACCCAUGUCAUCCAUCUGUUCCAGUGCAGAAGAAAGCAGAAUAGAUACUCUCGAGAGGUGCAGGAAAUGAAAGUACAAAUGUGUUGCCCUAAAAAGUGAGAUUUCUAUUCUGUCUGACAGGCCAUUAGUGGAUGUUUGAGGUGGGUUGUGCUAGAUGUAACAGGACUGCUUAGCAUGCGAGCCUCUUUGAUGCUAAAUCAAAAUCUGACAUCUCUGGGCCUGUAUGUUUGUGUGAUGUCAGAUCAAGCGAUUUAAAUCACAGAAACCUGCACCAAAUACAUGGCGUUCUCCUGUUUGCCACGAGCAAUUAAACUGCUCAACAAACACACUGUCCUGGCACUGUUGACAAAUGUAACAGCCCCAAUAUCUUUUGAAGUCGCGGCCUUGAAAACCAUGGUAAUUGUGUGUAGCAAAUAUGUAAGGAUUUUUACAGUAGUCAUUUUGAGAUUUCUUACUCUCCUUCUCUUGCUCUCUGACUCACCCAUCUCUCCCUGUCUUCCCCCAUCUCUCUCUGCAGCCUGUGCCUAUUGAUGAUCACUUCUGUGGGCUGGACAUCAACCAGCCCCUGGGGGGCUCCCAGCUGGUAGCUGGCUUGACGGUGUACACUGAAACCAGGGACAGGCUGACCUCUGUCACCUCCUACAUCUAUAAUGGCUACAGCGUGGCCUUUAUCGGCACCAGGAGUGGCAGACUGAAGAAGGUAAGCAUGGGUAAUGCACUGACAGAUCUAGCAGGGGGAUUCUUUCUCCACACCCACAUGAAGAAAUACUAUAGUAUAUUAUGGUAUAAAUACUAG
Coregonus sp. 'balchen' is the source of this 2569-nucleotide messenger RNA. NCBI's taxonomy places the organism in Eukaryota, Metazoa, Chordata, Actinopteri, Salmoniformes, Salmonidae. The record is from the annotation of a GenBank genome assembly.